Auxenochlorella protothecoides is the source of this 1497-nucleotide messenger RNA. RefSeq names its product putative phenylalanine-tRNA ligase alpha subunit. Gene Ontology annotation, biological process: phenylalanyl-tRNA aminoacylation. The record is from RefSeq and is a predicted model, not a curated record. Gene Ontology annotation, molecular function: phenylalanine-tRNA ligase activity; ATP binding; tRNA binding. Bases 1 to 1497 code for a protein of 498 amino acids. The transcript has 9 exons. Gene Ontology annotation, cellular component: phenylalanine-tRNA ligase complex; cytoplasm; cytosol. NCBI's taxonomy places the organism in Eukaryota, Viridiplantae, Chlorophyta, Trebouxiophyceae, Chlorellales, Chlorellaceae.
AUGGCUGCGGACCUGGAGUCUGGCCUGCUGCAGAGCAUCGAUGAGGCUGGUUCCAUCCAAGACACCGGCGCCUAUGCCGAGUCACACAGUGUCGAUCACAUGGCCCUGGUCGGAGUGAUGAAGAGUCUGCUAGCGGCCGAGCUUAUUCUGGUCGAGGAUAUCGAUCACUCACGCCUGGCCCUCACCGAGGAGGCGAGGCUGUACCUGGAGGCAGGUUCGCCCGAGGCGCAGGUCUUCAACGCCAUUCCUGAGUCUGGCAUCUCACUGGCCGAUCUCAAGGUCAAGCUCGAUGGCACCGUGGGCGACGUGGGUUUCAAGCAGGCCAUGCAACAGCGAUGGGUCGCCAUCAGCAAGGAGGGUGGGGCGCCCCUCGUCAUGCGGAAGGUGCCCACCAUCCAGGAUGCCGUGCAGACGGCGCUGGUGGCAGUGGACCGGGGGCAGGAUACUGAGGUGGCCGCCGCCACUGUGGCAGCCCUGAAGAAGCGGAAGCUGCUCACGACAGAGGCCUGGAAGACGUACCGCCUGACCAAGGGCAUUAAGUUUGCGCGGCAACGUGUCAAGGAAGCCACCGAUCUCACGGCCGACAUGCUUGCCAAGGGAACAUGGAGGGAUGCACCCUUCAAGGCCUACAACUUUGACGCCCUGGGUCUAGCGCCCCCCAGUGGCCACCUGCACCCCCUCCUCAAGGUGCGCACCGCCUUCCGCAAGAUCUUUGUGUCCAUGGGCUUUGAGGAGAUGCCCACCAACAACUACGUGGAGUCGUCCUUCUGGAACUUUGACGCGCUGUUCCAGCCGCAGCAGCACCCCGCCCGCGAUGCCCACGACACCUUCUUCCUCACCUGCCCCGCCACGACGCCAUGCUCCAGCCUGCCCCAGGACUACCUGGAGCGGGUGCGGGAGACACACCAGACGGGGGGCUGGGGCUCCACCGGCUACGGGUACGCCUGGCAGGAGGCCGAGGCGGAGAAGAACCUGCUGCGCACGCACACGACGGCGGUGUCUUCCCGCAUGCUGUACCGCCUGGCGCAAAACGGCUUCCGCCCCGCCAAGUACUUCUCCAUCGAUCGCGUGUUCCGGAACGAGGCGGUGGACCGCACCCACCUGGCCGAGUUCCACCAGAUCGAAGGGGUGGUGGCGGGGGUGGGGCUGACACUGGGCGACCUCAUCGGCACAUUGACCGAGUUCUUCGCGCGUCUGGGCCUGCCCACCCUGCGCUUCAAGCCCGCCUACAACCCCUACACCGAGCCCAGCAUGGAGAUCUUCAGUUACUCCGAGCAGCUGGGCAAGUGGAUCGAAGUGGGCAACUCGGGCAUGUUCCGGCCGGAGAUGCUACGGCCCAUGGGACUCCCAGAGGACGUGAACGUCAUCGCCUGGGGCCUGUCCCUGGAGAGGCCCACCAUGAUCCUGUACGGCAUCGACAACAUCCGGGACCUGUUCGGCCACAAGGUGGCGCUGUCCAUGGUCAAGCGGAAUCCCCUCUGUCGGCUGGGCCUCUGA